Cornus florida is the source of this 1239-nucleotide messenger RNA. RefSeq lists its product as uncharacterized. Lineage: Eukaryota; Viridiplantae; Streptophyta; Magnoliopsida; Cornales; Cornaceae. The record is from RefSeq and is a predicted model, not a curated record. The transcript has 2 exons. Bases 565 to 1116 code for a protein of 183 amino acids.
ACAGCUCAAAAUGAGCCUUUCUUUCAUUUUACUUUCCUCUUCUUUCUGAAACAAACGUCCUUUCCUUUCCCUUCUUUCUUUUCCUUCCAACUAAUUUGAUGAAAUGGAUGGACCAUCGGUGGAACUUUACACUUUAUUCCCUAUGUCCUUUUCAGAUUUGAAACUCUCACCAAAUUUCACAUGCUCUUCCUUCUCCUCUCCAUCUCUUCAGACUCAUCGUGAAGUAUCAAUCUCCCUUUAUUUGCUUUAAUCCUUUUGUCCUCCACUAUAUUUAGCUCAUCUUGCUCUUCCUUUUCCUUUUUUCCCUCUUAUUUUUUUUUUCCCUGAUCCGUUAGGUAGUUUCGUUCUGUCCCUUCUUCACAACCUCCUCAAUUUGGAUUCUUUCUUGGUUUGUCCUGUCUCUUUUGCCCCUAAUUUCAAUGGGUAUCUUCCUAUUUUAGUGUUUCUUUGUUUUAAACUUUAGGGUUUUGAUUAUCCUUGUAGAUCACUUUGGUUUUAUCUGUUUCUGGUUGCUUUGCUUUGAAGUUGUCUUCUUUUGACUCAUAGAGUUUCAGUUUGAAUUCAAUGUCACAAGGCUAUGCAAUUGAGCUUUAUUUCGAUCCUGCUCUUGAAAACCAGGUCUUGAAGGCCUGGAAUGUAUUGGCUCGUCGCCAAAUCAGUACUCAGCUUAUCGAAAUCGAAUCUAGACCUCACAUUACACUGUUUUCCAGUCCUUUCAUCGACCCAACAAAGCUUGAAAACAUUGUCAAAACUCUGGCCUCCAAUCAAGAACCUUUACCAUUGUGUCUCUCAUCAAUUGGGAGCCUCCCAAAAGACAACAAUGUUCUAUUUCUAGCUCCAACACCUUCAUUGUCUCUCCUUCAUUUCCAUUCGAAGUUGUGCGAGGCAAUGAAGAAGGAGGGUGUCGAAAUUUGGGAUGAUUACCGCCCGGGUGCUUGGAUUCCUUAUUGUCCGGUGGCUGAAGAAGUGCCGAAGGGUCGAAUGGCUGAGGCUUUUACUCUUUUGAGAGAUUUGAAGCUGCCAGUUACUGGGCAUGCAAUGGAUAUUGGAUUGGUCGAGUUUUCGCCAGUUCGCGAACACUUCUCGUUUGUGCUUGGUAACACAUUAGAAGCAUGAGGUUUCAGAGUCAUUAUGUUGUUGUUGUUGUCAUGUUAAAUCAGGGUUUAUCUUUUGGACAGUUUACAUCAUUGCUUGUGUAGGAACUAUAUGUUGAAGAGCAUCAUUUCCCUUUUGAAAACA